Molecule: messenger RNA, 3067 nt
Organism: Pseudonaja textilis
Lineage: Eukaryota; Metazoa; Chordata; Lepidosauria; Squamata; Elapidae
Source: RefSeq, a predicted model, not a curated record
CUCUCUCUCUGUUUGCGCCACGCCCGAGGCCAGAGGCGCAUCUGCUCCAGCUCGGGCGCGUCUCCUCCGAUAGGCAAGGAGGAGAAGUCUCCGCGGUGCUCCCGCUCCAGACAUGAGCCCCCAACGUGGGGAGAAACGGGCGAGAGGUCGGCGGCGAAGCCAGCUGUUGGCGCCCCCGCGGCUUUUGCUCCUUAACUUCUUCACCUGACGCCUCGCCGAAGAGCUCCUUCCCUGAGCAAACUGGAGAGAUCCCCUUCGAGGAUCAAGGUCGGAACUGGAUCGCUUGCGCUGCCAGGGCGCGCAGCCGAGGAUACGGCCACCGCACUCCCUCGGUGCGCUCGCCUGUUUUCCUCCCGCGCCGCCUCUUGUUCCGCAGUUGCCCCAGCGCGCUUUUGAAGCAGUAGAGAAAUGUAUAAGAACUGAACUUUAUUUUGGGCUGGAAUAGGACAUGAAGAAUAAAAGGAGUUGGGAGAUCACCAGAUCAGGAUGAAACAGAAGUUGAACAUUUUUCCAAACCUACUUCUAGUUUUGCUCUGUGACUAUGUUCUUGGAGCAAUCAAACUUCUCUUGGACCAACAGACUCAUAUAGCUUUAAGCAAUGUUACAGUAUCUGUUAGUUUUCAGAAUUAUUAUUAUGCUAAUGACACACUGAAAAACACUUCUGUUCUACUCAUGGAGGCCAGCAGCAACCAAAUUGUUGCCCAAAAACAGCUUCCAGAAGACCAGCGUCAAGGUGUGAUUGAUUUUGAGUGUUCCUACUUUAAGAAUGCUGGGAAUUACUGGUUGAAGUUGGCUUCUGAAAACAUCGGAGGGCUCCAUUCCCAACAGAACGGAGAAAGUCUUCUACUCAGCGUGAAAUGGCCUAUAUUUGACUUUGAUUUGAGGAGGACGUUAGAGGGUCAAGUGAAUUCCCUUCAACUCGGGCUAUUUACUAAUGAGUAUUUAUGUCCCAUAAAUAAAACAGUGAUUUCUCUGGAUGCAAUUCUAACCAGCAACCUAUACGAACUAAGGACAUUGAUCUCAAAUGAGACACUGGGCCUGAGAACAAGGAAAAGCCUUCCUCUCUUUGAGUCGCAGUGGGUGAAAUUGGACUGCCAUGUGACUAGCCCAGAAGCAUACAUCACUGUAUUACUGAAAUCAGCAGAGACAGGCUCAAUCAUUGCUUCAUCAGGACCUAUAGAUCUUGUGCACAAAUUUGGAUACAAGCUAGCCAUAUCAGAAGAAGUGCUAUGUGAGUCAUCAGUUGUGGCUUCUGUUAUUUCUCCUCCAUGCAUAUCAUCUGCUGGACGCAUUGCUGUGUUUAAGUAUAACCCUCUGGGUCAAAUGGUGUCAAAGCUAUAUGAAAGCAUCCUGAAUCCAGAAGACCAUCAGAUAGAACUCAGUUGCACGUUGUUCGACAGUGGCACAAACAAAUACUGUUUUGAAUUUAGCUCUUCCAACCAAGUGAAUUCCACACCAUGGGCAAAAGAAUGUGUACUAAUCCAAAGGAAUGUUGGAGGAUCCUGGAGCACUUGGCAAGCCUGGAGUUCGUGUAGUGCCACCUGUGGAGGUGGCAUUCGUGAGCGCUUUCGGGAAUGCCUCAUGCCAGUCCACAUGAUGCAAGGUUGCCCAGGAAGGCAACAAGAAACUUCUCCGUGUUCUUUAGAAGAAUGCCCCAUCACCACAACUGGCCUCCUCAGACCAUUGUCUCCUGAAACGGAAGGAGAAAGAGCUGCCAAUAAUCUAAUAACUAUCACUGGGAUAUCAUUAUGCUUGUCUAUCAUCUUUGCCACCAUCCUUAUCACCUUAUGGCGAAAGCUUUGCAGAACCCAAAAGUGCAGCAAUCCAGUUAACUGUGACUCUCCUCAUUCAUCUGGCUUCCAAAAAAAUUCUGAUGAAGAGGAUAUUUGUCCAGACAGACGUCAACAAGAAAGCUUUUCUGAGGGAGAAACUUCUUGUUUUUCCCCAGGAGAAGCUUCUGACAUAACCGUGAACUUCAGGAGAAGCCUUCAUUCGGUCCCUGAAGAUGGAGGAGGAUUAGUUCAUGACAAUUUGCAGUCCAGCGCUCAAAAAAUCAUCCCUCCCAUUUACAGCUAUCGCCUUGCCCAGCAGCAGUUGAAAGAAAUGAAGAAAAAAGGACUUACAGAAACAACCAAACUGUAUCAUGUGGCUCAGAACUCUCUCAUGGACACAGUGAAAACAGAAAACCAGGAGGUAGCUGCUGCAAGUAAGUUUAGAAUCAAAUCACCAUUUCCAGAACAGCCACCCGAUUACCUAAAGUUGUCCGGUGAGAGACCCUGUUCUAGAAUGGAUAAUACAUUUUUGCAGCCCAAUUCCGUGUGGAGCCCCGCUCAUUCCUCAAUGAGGAGAAGCCAUCCCAGAUAUUUUGAUAACAAAGGAGAGUCGACAGAAAGAGGAUACCCAAAAAGUUCACAGUUCAGAAGAACGGCAAGUUUUCAUGAAACUAGAAAAGCAAAGCCGUUUCGGAAAAGAAGCAUGUCCACCCUUACGCCAAGCCAGCUGUCAUUCAUCCACCGCAGAGCCAAAGUGUGGGAUCCUGUUAUGGAAAAACAACAUUGCGUUCAAUCUAAAAAUACAGCACAGAGCGCUACGGAGCUUGAACUGUAUCUCAGCACCCCGUUGGCUGCAGAGUCAUUGAGCUGGGGUGGACAUAUUGCUCACAAACAGAAACUUCCAGAGAAGAAACCAGAUCUGGUUCACAAUCGUCCACUGGGAUCUUGCGUGUCUUGCGCCGAUCACUCAGAGCAUAAGAGAACCAGAAGCGGACGUUUUUUAAACCCUGCCAGUGCUUGGAGAAGAGAGGCUACUUUCCUAACUCUCAAGGACGAUCACCAGAAAGCAGAGACUCUGAGUCCCUCACAGUAUAGAAAGAGCAAAUGUCAAAGCUUUCCAUCUGAAACGGGAUGCCACUUCUAUGACAACACUUCCUUUGCUCUGAUUGACUCCGAACAACCAAUGUACGGCCUGCCUGGAUAUUUUGAGUUAAAUGAAAGUGAAAUAAGUACUUUGACUGCUGAAAAUUUGGCGAGCUGAAUUUCUUGUGGGCAAAAGGGAGGCUUUCAGCAUU